GUGGCUGCAUCACAUACAUUGCUUGAUGCCGAUCCAUCCACGACCAUGGCAACUAGCAAUGGCAAGUCCUAUUUCUGCCAACAACGGCAACAUCCAAAAUCCUCUACGGUAGAACUUGGCUGAAAGAUGGUUGUAUUCAGGCACGUGGUUCUCUUUGCUGGGCUCCUUUGCGGAGCUCAAGCCUUUGUUGUUGAGAAACCUACUAGAGCGCCAUUCACCCCAAGGAACGCUGCCGAAGAUCCUCAACUUUCCGAGCGUGAUGCCAUUGAAUCGUCACAGCGUCGUGAUGCCUUCAAGAGCUUUGCUUUGGCCCUUUCGGGUGGCAUUCUUGUAUCAACCUUACCAUCAGAGCCAGCUUUUGCUAGCGGUGGUGCGACCGCUGGAAAGUACACGACCAUUCCUAUUGCCAAGCGCAGAUAUUACGGGCGCGUACAGCAAGGUGUGCAUGAUUUUUUGGCCAUGGGCUCCGAAAUGGUCAAGGCUGAUACCACAGGUGAAAACGUUCAGUUCUUCUUUGACGUGAAUGGUGUCGUGAUUGUCGCGAAGAAGCGCCAAGACAUUUCGGGUCAAUGCACAAAGAAGGAUGGAAAAUGCCAAGGCAAAGAAAUCAGAGACUCCCGUUGGAAUGACAUGAAGACUUCCAUGUAUCUACUGGGAAAUGCCUUUCGUACAGAUCAGCAGAAACCACCGGAUAAGCUGCCAACUGUGAAGGCUGCAAAGGCAUUUUUCAAGAAAAUUGAUGCGCUUGAAGAAAGGGCUAAAUCCAAACCGAAAGACAGUGAUGCCAAGGCACAGGAGCUAUAUGCAUCGUCCCUUGAAAUCCUGGAUGAAUACCUUGAUCUCGUAGAGCUGCCACCAACACAGUCAGGAUGGUACGACCAGAAUUUUGACACACUGGUAGGCGAGGCAGCGCGUAUCACGUAGACUCGCGAAGAGAAUCUGCAGAGAGAUAUCACGUAGACUCAUGCAGAGAAGCCGCAGAGGGAGUUCAAGUCUAAAGACUCACGCCGAGAAUCCUCAGAGGGGGCUCGGAGACGCUCAAGACUAUUUUAUUUUAAAAGUUAUUCUAAGACUUGAAAUUCGUUCUGU
Messenger RNA from Seminavis robusta, 1089 nucleotides. NCBI's taxonomy places the organism in Eukaryota, Bacillariophyta, Bacillariophyceae, Naviculales, Naviculaceae. The record is from the annotation of a GenBank genome assembly.